This is a messenger RNA of Suillus subalutaceus, 918 nucleotides long. RefSeq names its product U3-containing 90S pre-ribosomal complex subunit-domain containing protein. NCBI's taxonomy places the organism in Eukaryota, Fungi, Basidiomycota, Agaricomycetes, Boletales, Suillaceae. The transcript is spliced from 5 exons. Gene Ontology annotation, cellular component: 90S preribosome; nucleus. The record is from RefSeq and is a predicted model, not a curated record. The coding region runs from base 1 to 918 and encodes 305 amino acids.
AUGAAUGGUCAACGAGGUGAUGACUUGGACGAUGACUUCGUGCCGGAUGAACUCGUCGCUACCUCUGGCGAGGAAGACAAUGGUCUAGGCGACGAUAUAGGUGGUCUUCUAAGUGCAGAUGAGGAUGCCGAGGAAGCGGAGGUUCAUACCAAGGAGAAAACAACGACAGAAAAGAAACGCAAGCGGAGAGAAAAGGAAAAGGAGCGCAAGAUCAAGAAGAAGAAGUUAGCAGAAACAGUCGAGGUUAUCGAGCCUCUUUCAGUGGCAGCGCAACCUGCUCACAAACUCGCAGACUAUGUCUCAUCUAUGCAAGUCAAGGCUUUCCCUGCAAUGUCUGGGAUAGAACUCGGUGACGUCUUGAUACCCGAAUCAUCGAUUGCGGAUACGACGAUAUGGACGGGGUCGAGAUCGUUAGACAAUCUGGUUGAAUUCAUUAUUGAAGUUCUUCCGACACUACACACCCGUCUGUCGCAAAGGUCCAAAGUGGCUGGAGCUCCCACAUUGCUAUUCAUAGCGGGAGCUGCACUCCGGGUCGCGGAUGCGACCAGAGUUCUCAAAGAUAAGAGACUGCGUCGUGAGAAGGGUGCAGAUGUAGCAAAGUUGUUUGCGAGACACUUUAAGCUGGAAGAGCACGUUUCUUAUCUCAAGAGGUCAAAAAUUGGUUCUGCUGUUGGGACUCCUGGAAGAAUUGGCAAACUACUAUGUGAAACCGGUGAGCUAGAUACUAUCUUGGAAUACCACGCCCUUGUGGUGUCUCAGCUCACACACAUUAUCCUGGAUCUCUCAUAUCGAGACCCAAAGAACAGAAACUUAUUAGAUAUCCCGGAGACUCGGGACGAAGUAUUCCGAACCGUUCUAGGGGCACCAAAGGUACUCAAGGGCAUUCAGGAAGGGAAAAUCCAACUGGUGCUUUUCUAG